AUGAUUCGCGUCCAGCCUGACGACCAGAGACUACAGAGGAUUGUUUGGAGAGACAAUGUGGACGAACCCAUCCGAGUCUACGAGCUGACCACUGUCACGUACGGAACGGCGUCAGCGCCGUAUUUAGCGACCAAGUGCUUGCAAAAACUCGGUGAGAUCGGAGAAAAGACGCACCCAUCCGCUGCCAAGGUCCUCAAACGUGACUUCUACGUUGACGACAUGUUGGCAGGUGCGCACACGGUCACAGAAGGAAAAGAGCUAGUCGCCGAAAUGGUCGAUCUGAUGGAAUCUGGUGGAUUCUCGUUGCGAAAGUGGCACUCAAACUCCCGAGACAUCCUGCUUGACGUCCCGGAACAUCUUCGCGACGAGCGGACCAUGCUAGAACUGGACACGUCUGACGCAACCGUCAAGACGCUCGGGCUCGUCUGGGAGCCCAGUACGGACAGUUUCCGUUUCAGAUCGCCAAAGUGGAACGACGUUGCCGUGAUCACGAAGCGUGUCGUGGCCUCAGACAUGGCCAUGAUCUUCGACCCGUACGGGUUGAUCGGUCCUGUCGUCGUCCAAGCGAAAAUCUUCGUGCAGAAGCUGUGGCACAUGGAACUGGACUGGGACGCCGCUCUGCCAGAAGAUCUGCAGGAGUACUGGCGUGAAUACCGCAGAAAUCUAGCCGGUCUAGACAGCCUGUCGAUACCCCGCUGGAUUGGCACAGGUGCAGAUGACCAGAAUGUGCAGCUUCACGGGUUCUGCGACGCUUCAGUCAACGCUUACGGUGCGUGCAUCUACAUCCGAACCGUUUCGGCCAACGGCGACGUAACCGUCCGCUUGCUGGCCUCCAAAUCUCGCAUCGCACCGCUCGAGAACCUGAAGAAGAAGAAGCGUAAGCAGUCGAUUCCCCGCUUGGAACUGGCGUCCGCUCUGCUGCUGGCGCAUCUGUACGAGAAGGUGGCCAACGCCAUCAACUUCCGAGGCAAAGCGUUUUUCUGGACGGAUUCCAUGAUCGUACGCUGCUGGCUUGCGUCACUGCCGUCCAGAUGGAACCAGUUCGUGGCCAACCGUGUGUCCGAGAUUCAACAUCUGACGGAGAGCGGAUCUUGGGACCAUGUGCCCGGAAUAGAGAACCCAGCUGACAUCAUUUCUCGCGGCAUGACACCGAUGCAGCUGCAGUACUCAAAGCUUUGGUUCAACGGACCCGAUUGGCUGAGUCUUGACCACCAGCAUUGGCCGCACGCUCAAGUGCCGAACGCAGCAGACUUCGACCACGAAGAACUGGAGGAACACAACGCUGUCGCUGCAGUUGCACGUGACACCGAGCCCUGCAGACUGUUUACAGUGAAUUCGUCGUACACCGUGACAAUACGGACGACCGCUGUAAUCUGCCGCUUCUGUUUCAACAGCCGUGCGGCGAACAAGCACUGUCGCAGAGUUGGUCCGUUGACGGCUGGAGAGCUCGAGGUCGCUUUGAAGAAGCUGGUGCGCCUCGCUCAACGAGAAUGCUUCCCGGAAGAGUACGAUGCUUUGUCCAGAGAUCGCGCGAUUCCAAGCAACACCCGCAUCGCUGCGCUGAACCCAAGAAUCAUCGAUGGAAUCCUGUGCGUCGGCGGCCGGUUGCAGCACGCCGCAGUCUCGGACAAUCGGAAGCAUCCGUACAUUCUCGACCAUCGUCAUCCGUUCAUGAAGCUUAUCGUCACACAUUAUCACGAGUCCAUGUUUCACGCUGGACAACAACUGUUGAUCUCUGCUGUGCGUGAGCGGUUCUGGCCGAUCAACAUCCGCAACCUCGUUCGCGAGGUGAUCCACAAGUGUGUCGAUUGCUUCCGUGUCAAGCCGAAGGUUCUGGACCAGCUCAUGGCGGAUCUGCCGCCCGAACGAGUCACUCCGUGUACACCGUUCGCACGAGUCGGAGUUGACUACUGCGGACCUUUUCAGGUCGCGUACCCGCAGCGCCGAGCUCGCCCAGUGAAGUGCUUCGUUGCCAUCUUCGUCUGCCUGGUCACCAAAGCUGUUCACCUAGAACUAGCAGCAGACCUAACGACGCAGGCAUUUCUGGCGGCCCUCAAACGGUUCACUGCCCGGCGUGGCAAACCGAAGCUGGUCAUGUGCGACAACGCCAAGAACUUCGUCGGCGCAAGACGUGAGCUGAGCGAACUCGUUAAGCUGUUCCUAAGUCAGCAGUUCGAAGAGGAGAUCAUCCGCGAAACAGCGAACGACAGCAUCGAAUUUAAGUUCAUUCCCGCUCGCUCGCCGAACUUCGGCGGCCUCUGGGAGUCCGCAGUGAAGAGCUUCAAGUUGCUGUUCAAACGUACGAUCGGGCUGCACACCCUGCUGUACGACGAGUUCCAGACUGUGCUGGUUCAGAUCGAAGCGAUCCUCAACUCGCGACCGCUCACGCCGCUCAGCAACGACCCCGCAGACUUCGAAGCGCUCACCCCAGGACACUUCCUGAUCCAGCGUCCACUCACUGCGAUUCCUGAGCCAAACCUCGACCACAUUCCCGAGAACAGAUUGUCGGCCUGGCAAACUGUCCAGCGGUACACGCAGCAGCUCUGGAAGAAGUGGUCCAACCUCUACCUGUCGGACCUGCACAACCGCACGAAGUGGACUAAGCAGAAAGACAACGUUGCUGGCGGAACCAUGGUCCUGCUGAAGGACGAGAACCUCCCGCCGUUGAAGUGGCAGCUCGGACGCGUUUCCGAUAUCCACCCGGGAGCUGACGGCAACAUCCGUGUCGUCACGGUGCGCACAAAGGACGGUAGCUAUCAGCGUGCGAUCUCUAAGAUCUGCAUUCUGCCGAUCCGUGACAACCUUUCUACCGCGCAAGGGGAGAACUAG
Messenger RNA from Culex quinquefasciatus (southern house mosquito), 2829 nucleotides. RefSeq lists its product as uncharacterized. The coding region runs from base 1 to 2829 and encodes 942 amino acids. The transcript has a single exon. The record is from RefSeq and is a predicted model, not a curated record. Gene Ontology annotation, biological process: DNA integration. Gene Ontology annotation, molecular function: nucleic acid binding. NCBI's taxonomy places the organism in Eukaryota, Metazoa, Arthropoda, Insecta, Diptera, Culicidae.